This is a messenger RNA of Vigna unguiculata (cowpea), 2354 nucleotides long. RefSeq names its product protein SHI RELATED SEQUENCE 5-like. Gene Ontology annotation, biological process: positive regulation of DNA-templated transcription. Gene Ontology annotation, cellular component: nucleus. NCBI's taxonomy places the organism in Eukaryota, Viridiplantae, Streptophyta, Magnoliopsida, Fabales, Fabaceae. The record is from RefSeq and is a predicted model, not a curated record. Gene Ontology annotation, molecular function: DNA binding; DNA-binding transcription factor activity.
AGUAUUCCACAGUGGGGAAGAUUGGUUGAGAGACGUUAAAAAUGAGAGAAAAAAAAAAUGAUAAUUUAUGGGGAGGGUCAGAGAAAGUACCAGCGGGUUUUCCGGUGCAAGGACGAAUAAGCAAAAGCUGGUGAUAUGACACGUGGGGGAGUGGUGUCCGUUGGAUGGUCAAAGCACAGUUGUGGUUCACUCAUCCCGGCCGAGAUUUAUUGAAACUGAAAGAGAACUGUAGAGAAAAUGGUAAGUGAUAGAUUUUCAUGUUCCUCCACGCACACAUGACACACACCACCACCACCACCACCACCCUCUCUUUCUCUCUCUCACACACAUGACAGUACUACCACACUCCCAGUUAGACAGGGCAAGACACCAUGGAAGCAAAGCUAGCUUGAAUUCCUCUUGUGCAGCGUAGGAUACAGCAGUCUAAAGUCUAAACUAGAAAAGCAAAGAGGUAGAGAGAGAGAGAGAUAGUGUGGGAUUGGUGAGACGUAAUUCAUAAAUGAGACUUAUACAGUAGAGUAGAUGGGUGCAGUUACCGUGGCGGCGUAGCAGAAGCUCUAAUUCCGUGCCAUAAUUGCUUCUAAGGGAAUUCAGUUUCACCAACUCCGCAUCCUCUCUUCUUUACUCAUUUGAUAAUUCCUGUGUUUUCUUUAAUUCACGUCUUUUUCUUUUUUUGGUGAGAAACAGUUUCCCCCAAAAGCUGCAAAAACUCAACCAGCCCAGAGAAAGAUCAUAUUUCAGACGCCCCACCACACAACACAUCACACCCACAUACUCAGCGUGAAUAAGACAAAAAAAAAAAAAGAGAGAAAGAAAGCGAUCGGGUAAAAAAUUACUAGUAGUAAGCAGUAAGCAAACCUAGCAGUGUUUUUUGUUUUUUUUUUUUUGUAUGUGCAAGGGUAGCCUUAAUUAACCCAGAAUUCAGAGCUGUAGCCCCGAUCUUGGGUAAAAGAUUUAAAGAUUGGGCGAAGGUUCUGCUAUGGAUAUUGUGUCUGAAUUGGGGAAAAUCGAUUCAGCUUUGGGGUGCAACAAAUGGCCGGGUUCUUCUCUCUAGGUGGAACUAGAAGGGGAGGUCCACAAAACAAGGAAGAGGGAGAGGUGGAAAAAGGAGAUAACAAUAACAACACCAACAACAGCAACAGCGGGAAUAACCUAUUGUUGUUCAGGAACGAGGAGAUCUACAACAAGGGGUUCGAGAUAUGGCCAGAGUCGUAUCAGGCUCAAGCUGCACCCCAAAACCUGAGCAACUACUUUGCGUUUGGAGUGGGUCCUAGUCGCAGGAACUGCUCGAGCGUGAACGAGGAGGAGGUUUCGCUCUGUGUGUCUGAUGAGUCUACGAGAUUUGGAUUAACUGUCAUGAGGUCCGGAGGUGCAGGAAGCAGCGGCAUGAACUGUCAGGACUGUGGUAACCAAGCCAAGAAAGAUUGUACACAUCUCAGAUGCAGAACCUGCUGUAAGACCCGAGGGUUUCAGUGCCAAACCCACGUUAAGAGCACUUGGGUUCCAGCAGCCAAACGCCGCGAACGACAACAACAACUCGCUGCCUUGCACAACCCACAACAAUUUCGUCCACACAAUAUUCCCAAACGAUACCAUACAGACACUCAACUCCUCUCCGCUCCACAACCCAUCGCAGGGUUAGAGCUGGGGCAAUUCCCAUCUGAAGUGAGCACUUCGGCUGUGUUUCGGUGUGUGAGAGUGAGCGCAGUGGACGCUUCGGAUGAACAGUGCGCGUAUCAAACCUCUGUCAACAUCGGAGGGCAUGUUUUCAAGGGAAUUCUCUACGAUCAAGGUCCUGAAAGUUCUUACACCAGUGCAGUUACUGAGGGUUCCUCCGGUGGUGAACCCCGACAUUUUGGUUUAAUAACCGCCGCAGCCGCAGCCACGGCCACAACAGCCGGUGGAAACAACCUGUUUGACCCUUCACUUUACCCCGCUCCGCUGAAUGCUUUCAUGUCUGGUACACAAUUCUUCCAACCCCCAAGGUCCUAAAGACGUCUCUUUCUCUAUCUAUGCGGACAGUAAUUGAAGAAACCGAGUCUUUUUUUCUCUCUUAUUUUUUGUCAUUAAUUGAGUCUGCUUGGAAUUAUUGGUUAUGGUUGCUCCUCGGUACAUCCAUUGAACUUGAUGCAAGCUGAAGUAGCUAGCUAGCUAGAAGGAAAAAGUAGUUAAUAAUUCUUAAAAGAAUGAUUAUGCCAAUGAUUCUAGUGCAUGAAAUUAAAUGGGCCGGGGAUAGUUGUUUUGUGUUAUCCGAAUGUCAAUUCAGAUUUUCAUCGGUAUUUUUGAUUUUAUUGGUAAACUAAACUCAUUGUCACCUUUCAAUUCUAGAGCACAUACAUUUUCAUUUUCAUUUU